Phytomonas sp. EM1 is the source of this 1164-nucleotide messenger RNA. Lineage: Eukaryota; Euglenozoa; Kinetoplastea; Trypanosomatida; Trypanosomatidae. The record is from the annotation of a GenBank genome assembly.
AUGCAAGAUAUUCAAGCCGCUGAAUUCGGAUCCUGUUUCUCAAACCGCUCUAAAAAUGGAAAGUUGUUCAAGAAUCUUCUCUCCACAGAGCCGUUUGUCGUCCCUUUUUGCCCCUCAUUGAGGUUUUUUGUGGAACACUUCUGGGCCCAACUCGGAAAUCUCUCGCGCGAGCCAUACCGGAAAUUUGGUCAGAUCUGGAGUCGACAGUGUAAUGCAGCGGAGGUUUUGCAAAGCCUUCGUCAGGAUCCCAACACGUCUCAGAUGGAUCAUGUAUUUUGGAUUGGACACUCUAGCAUCCUCCUCUGCCUAAAGAGUGGGACGAACAUUCUGUUCGACCCUAUUUUUUCGAAGCGCUGCUCCCCGCUGAGCUUUAUCGGUCCAGCACGGUGCUACCCGCCUGGAACGACCAUAGAGCAUCUACCACCGAUCCACAUCGUCACCAUAUCGCACAAUCACUACGAUCACCUAGACGAGAAAAGUCUACGAUCCAUCUAUAGACGAAACCCGGAUGUUAUUUUUGUGGUGCCUCUCCGCAUGGACACCCAUCUCACCCAGUGGGGCAUCCCAAAGUCCUCCAUUAUAUCCAUGGAUUGGCAGGAUGAGAUUUUGCUGAGGGACGUCGCCAUCGGCUGUACGCCCGCUCAGCACUAUGGGCGGCGCGGCCUCUUCGACUCAAAUCAAGUCCUUUGGUGUGGCUGGUGCAUCGGCUGGCAGGCAACUGACCUUGUGCGAUCGUCUCCCGCGACUACAGCCGACGGGGCACUUGAUCCUGUCCGCUGUUCUGCUGCAGUCGGGUCGUCGCUUCGGGUGAUGGACUGGUCUAAAGCCAAGGUUUUCUACUUUCCAGGCGAUACCGCAUUUAAUAAGUGUGUUUUUGAUAUCAUUCAUGCGCAGUAUGAUCAUAUCAGCAUGGCCGCUAUUCCCAUCGGUGCAUAUAAGCCGCGCUGGUUUUUGUCGAAGCAACACAUCGAUCCAGCGUUUGCUGUUCAAAUAUUUAAGAUUCUUAAUGUUACCAAAGCUUUUGCUGUGCAUUGGGCCACAUUUCAGCUCGGGAAUGAUGCACUGGAUGAUCCCCAAAAAGAUUUGAAGGCGGCUUUGGACGCGGAGGAUGUUAGCGAGGAUGAUUUCGCGUUAAUCCCUAUUGGCGAGCAUCUAUCUUUCUAG